Messenger RNA from Aureococcus anophagefferens, 492 nucleotides. RefSeq lists its product as hypothetical. The transcript has a single exon. The record is from RefSeq and is a predicted model, not a curated record. Lineage: Eukaryota; Pelagophyceae; Pelagomonadales; Pelagomonadaceae. Bases 1 to 492 code for a protein of 163 amino acids.
AUGGACGGCAUCGACACGCACUACGAGGGCCCCUUCGAGAGCGGGCGCUACGAGGGCGAGGGCGUCUACACCUACCCCGACGGGACGCGCUUCGAGGGCAGCUUCCACAACGGCGCCUUCCACGGCAAGGGGAAGAUGAUCUUCGCCAACGGCGUCUUCAACGGCGUCUUCCGCGACGGCAAGGAGGUCGACGGCGAGUACGUCUUCAACGACGGGCUCAAGUACCAGGACAAGCACUGGUCCUACUCGACGCCCGCGGACCGCCGCUUCUACACGGAGCGCGAGGCCGGCGCGAUCCGCGCGGCCGGCGAGCUGCCGUACACGAACGCGCCGGGCCCCGAGCUGCCCCGCGACUGCUUCGACGUCGGCGAGGGCCACUACUACGACCCGCGGAGCGGCUCUGUCCACGAGCUCGCGACGAAGAAGAAGCUCCGCGUGCCCUCGGAGCGCGAGCGGCGCUGGAUCGAGGAGCGGUGCCGGACGUCCCAGUAG